Messenger RNA from Otolemur garnettii (small-eared galago), 1942 nucleotides. RefSeq names its product poly(ADP-ribose) polymerase family member 3 (gene PARP3). The record is from RefSeq and is a predicted model, not a curated record. Bases 91 to 1680 code for a protein of 529 amino acids. Gene Ontology annotation, molecular function: NAD+ poly-ADP-ribosyltransferase activity. Lineage: Eukaryota; Metazoa; Chordata; Mammalia; Primates; Galagidae. The transcript is spliced from 11 exons. Gene Ontology annotation, cellular component: site of double-strand break.
UGGACAGGGAGGAGCUCAGAAGAGAGAGGGAGAGAUUCUUGUUUCACUUUCUCAAGUCCUUAGGACACAUUGAAGCUCGAGAAGGACAGCAUGGCUCCAAAACGCAAGCCCUCAGUGCAUACUGAGGGCCCUGAGAAGAAGAAGGGACGGCAAGGGGAGGAGGACAGCUUCCGCUCCACUGCUGAAGUUCUCAGGGCCGCACCUGCAGAGAAGCGCAUAAUCCUGGUGGACUCUGCAUAUCCACUCAGCAGCAACUCUAGGACCCAGGUUUACGAGGACUAUGACUGCACCCUGAACCAAACCAACAUUGGGAACAACAACAACAAGUUCUACAUCAUCCAGCUGCUCAAAGAAGAUGACCACUUCAUCUGCUGGAACCGCUGGGGCCGUGUGGGGGAGGUGGGCCAGUCAAAGAUCAACCACUUCACAAAGCUAGAAGAUGCAAAGAAAGACUUUGAGAAGAAAUUUCGGGACAAGACCAAGAACAACUGGGCAGAGAGGGACCACUUUGUGGCCCACCCUGGCAAGUACACACUUAUAGAAGUUCAAGGAGAGGACAAGGACCAGGAGGCCGUGGUAAAGGUGGACGGAGGCCCACCAAAGACUGUGAUUAAGCAGGUGCGACCCUGCUCCCUGGACCCAGCCACACAGAAACUCAUCACCAACAUCUUCAGCAAGGAGAUGUUCAACAAUGCCAUGGCCCUCAUGAACCUGGAUGUUAAGAAGAUGCCGCUGGGAAAGUUGAGCAAACAACAGAUUGCACGGGGCUUCGAGGCCUUGGAGAAACUAGAGGUGGCUUUGAAAGCACAAACAGAUGGUGGCCAAAGCUUAGAGGAGCUAUCCUCCCACUUCUACACUGUCAUCCCACACAACUUUGGUCGUAGCCGACCCCCACCCAUCAACUCCCCAGAGCUUCUGCAGGCCAAAAAGGACAUGCUGCUGGUGCUGGCAGACAUCGAGCUGGCCCAGACCCUGCAGGCAGCCUCUGAGGAGAAGAUAGUGGAGGAAGUGCCACACCCUCUGGACCGAGACUAUCAGCUUCUCAAGUGCCAGCUGCAGCUGCUGGAUUCAGAGGCACCUGAAUACAAGGUGAUUCAGACCUACUUAGAACAGACUGGCAGCACCCAUAGGUGCCCUGAUCUUCAACAUGUUUGGAAAGUGAACCGAGAAGGGGAGGGAGACAGGUUCCAGGCUUACUCCAAGCUGCGUAAUCGGAAGCUGCUGUGGCAUGGCACCAACGUGGCCGUGGUGGCCGCUAUCCUCACCAGUGGGCUCCGCAUCAUGCCACAUUCUGGUGGCCGCGUUGGCAAGGGGAUCUACUUUGCCUCAGAGAACAGCAAGUCAGCUUGCUAUGUUACUGGCAUGCGCUGUGGGGCACACCAUGUUGGCUACAUGUUUCUGGGUGAGGUGGCACUGGGCAAAGAGCACCACAUCACCAUGGAUAAGCCCGACUUGAUGCAUCCACCUCCUGGCUUUGACAGUGUCAUCGCCCGAGGCCACACAGAGCCUGAUCCAACCCAGGACACUGAGCUGGAGCUGGAUGGCCAGAAAGUGAUGGUGCCCCAGGGCCGACCUAUGCCUUUCCCAGAGUUUAGCAACUCCACCUUCUCCCAGAGCGAGUACCUUAUCUACCAGGAGAGCCAGUGUCGCCUGCGCUACCUACUGGAGGUUCACCUCUGAGCUGCCUGGGCUGGCCCCUUAAUCCUGCUAGAUAGAGGCUGGAUCAUGAUCUUCCACUCUUUCUGCCCAUCUCUGGUACCCCCAUAUCACCUUUCUUUUGUUUUUCUAGAACACAAUGCAUUGUUAUUAACUAUAGUUACCAUAUUGUGCAGUAGAACUCCUGGACUUAUUCCUUCUAUCCUACUGAAAUUGUGUAUCCUUUGACCCACAUCACCUGAACCCCCUCCCCAAAAGCCCUUAAUAAACACUGUCCUACUUUCUA